AUGCGAAAGCAUUCUCGAAAUACCAGUGUGAGCAGCUAUGGUCGCAGUAUAUGUUCCAGUUAUGGUAGUGCUGAUAACGAGUUAUUUAUGGAACUCACCGACGAGCACGUUUUGCGUUUACUCGACCGUGCUAUUGAUCAACACGACGAUAACAGUUCAAUGAAUUCGCGACGAUAUUUACCACAAGUGCCUUCUCAAUCAGCAACUAUGACGAUCAAUAACCAUGUCCUAUUAUCAUCUCGCUCGGCGAUUGAAGAUUUGUUCCAUGUUUUCGAAAAUGAUCCAGAAUUUAUCACAAUGGGCAAACGGCUGUUGAAUAAAAAAAGAAAAUUAGAACAAUUGAGAGCUCAACUUAACCUACCCGCCGAUUUAUCGACAGAAGAUACAGUGAAGUUAUUGCAAAUCAGAGAACGUCUUCGAGCGAAACGAAAACUUCCUACGGUAUUUGUCGAACCAGAAAAACCACCUCUUAUCCAACGAAAAUCAUCCAACAGCAUGCCUGACUUAAGUCAAGGAGCAUUAACGAAUAAAUCAAGCCGAGCAUCAUUACUCGAUCUGAAUGCGUCAUUGAAUAGUACAAUCUACCGGAAACGACGACGACGAUCGCUCUUUCGGAAACAACUUGGUCCUGAAUUUGUGCUAAAUCCUGAUAGCAAAAUUGAAAAAAUAACUGUUCCUAAUCGAAAUCCAACGGAAUGCAUCUGCCAAGUUAUAGUCCUUCUUCCUAACAAUAAUCGUGUUCAAGUUUACUGCAAAUCUGAUGCUACUGUACGAAUUAUUCAUGAAACCAUCGUGUCGUACAUCGAUCUAAUUGAACACGAUCUAUUUGCUCUGACAAUUCUUCUAGACGGUGAAUAUUGUUUUCCUGCAAUGGAUUUGAAAAUCUCCAAGUUAGUCAACGAUCCAAAAUGGAAAAGUGGCCAAGCGAAAUUUGUUAUGCAGUUAAAAAUCAAAUACUUUGUCGAUGAUAUUUCCGUACUUAGACAUUUUCUAACCCAACACUUGUUCUACUUACAAUUUCGACAAAUGGUUCUCGCUGAUACAUUUCAAAUAAGUAAAGAACAGAAACUUUCAUUCACUUCAUUGGCGUUUCAAGCCGAGUAUGGAGAUGGUGGGGAUGAUGAACAGUAUAAAGAUGAGUUUAUUAUUGAGCAUUACGCGUCGAAUGAUCUGAUUAACGAAUACGGUACUCGUAAUUUACGGCAAGAAAUCCUGGAACGGCAACGAUUCUAUGCAGAAUUAAAUGAUGUACAAGCUGAGCGAAUGUUCGUCGAAAAUGUGAUGAAAUUAGACGAUUAUGGUUAUCAUAUGUACAAGUUGUAUAAAGAUACGAAACAGGAUGAUGUAUAUCUUGUCGGUAUACGUUUACGUGAUGUAUCAGUGUGGCAACUGAGAAUGCAACAACGGCAAGCGAAAAUCACGUAUAACUGGGAUCAGAUCGAACGCAUUGGUUAUGACAAGAAGACAUUUGCAAUCAUAUUGAAACGACAUAUCAAUGAAGGAAAAAUUAAAUAUCUUACAAAUAAUAGUAAAAAAGGAAAAUAUCUGUUUGAACUAUGUUACGAUACAUACACAUUUACGAAAUCUCUUCUCCUUCGUCACAAUAGUCGAUAUAGUUUGCUGAACGAACCGAUCAAUGAUGUUGAAUUUGUUCGCAAUAGUUCCGAUGUGGACAGUAUUGAUUAUAACACGGAGCAAAGUCGAACGCAAUCACAAGAAAAUUUGGGCAUAAUUGGAAAGAAUUCCGAUGGUGUUGCAUCGUCAACAAUGAUCUAUGAAGUCGAACUAUAUAAAGACAAUAAUAAUAGCCUGGGAAUGUCACUCAUGGGUGAUGCAAUGAUAGGAAUAUUUAUUAAAUCCAUCUAUCCGCUGGAUGGAAGCGCUGCUCGAUCAGGAAAGAUUCAAACAGGUGAUCGACUUCUAUCUUACAAUGGGAAACUAAUUCAUAAUAUGACUGUACAAGAAGUUGCUGAUGUUCUCAGUUUAUUACCAGAUCCAUGUCGAUUAAAAUUAUGUCGUUAUUCCAUUCCAUCACAGGCUAAACACGAGAGACCACGACGACCAAUGAGCGUGGAUGCCGAAUCAUUAUUUCAACAUGAGAAGCAGAAUAAUAAUUCACCAAGUGCUUUAUCAGCAACGUGGUCCAAUGGUAACUUUUCGAAUACGCUACCAGGAAAGCGCGUCCUAUCCAAUGAGAGUAUCAUAUCACAAGCAUCCGAUCUUCAAAGUGCGCAUGACAUCAAAAGUGCUGUAUUUCCUGUCACUAUUGAUAAGACUGGUCAGACUAGUUUGGGUUUUCUAGUCGUGGGUGGUUUAGACUCAGAAAUUGAAGAUCAUGGAAUCUAUGUCAAGAGUAUUACACCAGGUGGUGCUGCUGCAAAAUCCAAACUCUUAAUAGAAGGCGAUAAGAUUCUAGAAGUCAAUGGUGUCCCAUUGUCGCGAGUGACACAUGCCGAAGCUGUAGAAAUCUUUCGUCGAGCAACAAAACCCAAAUGUCAUUUGCUGGUUCAACGUCUUAUCUUGCCAAGUCGAACACGUUCAUCAUCAAUCACGAAUAUCUAUUCUUUUGCUCGGCCUGAAAAUACAUUUGAAGUGCUUUUGAAUCGUGGGCAGAAUGGUUUAGGCCUCAGUUUAUCAGGUGGAUCAGCAGAGAACAAACCAAUUGAAAUCAUCGACAUCUAUCCAGAUCAGCCAGCAGCUUUGUCUGGUCGAUUGAAAAUUGGUGACGUCAUUCUAUCAAUUAAUGACGUUAUUAUGCAUAAUCGCAACGUUCGCGAUGUACCAUCUGUUUUAGCUGACUCUACACGAAAUGUUAAGCUCGUUGUUUGUCGACCAGAUCCACAAGAAUAUCAAGUCUAUUUGGAUAAUCGAACAAAUGGUUCGAGUAAACCAAGUCGAACAGGAACGACCGAAACAAUCAAUAGCGAACAACGCCGAGUUUCUAGUGAUGUUGUUCGCGACUUACCACCUAAAUCACCUGCCACCAGACGUCAUGGUUCAUCAAAAGUCAAACGUGGAGAGGUGUUCACAGUAAGGAUGGACAAAGAAACCGAUAGUGGAUUCGGUUUUACCUUGUCGGCAGGUUCAACAUCCAUUGGAUAUCCACACAUUCGAUCCGUUCUACGUGAACCUGCUCUUUCUGCUGGCUUAAAGCAUUGGGAUCGCAUUCUGUUCAUAGAUAAUUACGAUUGCCAAACAAUCAGUCAUCGCGAUCUUGUGGCACGUCUUCGCUAUUCGCCUACUGGCCCAGUAGAUUUCAUUCUUUAUCGGCCACGUAUUGAUGAAAUUGUUCAUGCAAAAGAAAGAAGCCGAACGAUACACAAUACAUCGUAUACAUCAACUAGUGUUGGCGACCAAUCAAAUAUGAGCAAUUCGGCUCCACCAUCACCUGUUCUACCAGCUAAGACCACAAAACCGGAAAUAUUCAAUGAACCAGUGCAAUAUGAAAAAAUACAAAUUGUAUUACCAAAAGCUUCUCAAGGAACGUACGGUAUUGGUCUUAGUCAAAUUGAUCCUCAGCAAAUACGUGGUGGAAUAUUCAUAUGUGCACUUCAACCAAAUGGUAUCGCAGCAAAGGAUGGACGCUUACAGAUCGAUGAUCGUUUAUUGUGUAUCAACGAUCGAAAUACCGAUCAGAUGACUUAUCGAGAAGUUGUAGAAGGAUUGAAAGCAACUACAAAGAAAGGUGUUACUCUACUUAUCGCAAGGCCGGUAACCGAUCCUUCUACAACGAACAAAGCAAAUCUUGUUACGGAAAAAGAUAUUUCUACUAAACCUAAAGAUACUGUUCCAUCCACUUCUGCAACUACCAAGCCAGUACCCCCAACUUCAUCAAUUAUAGACAUGUUAAUUCCACGGGAAAAACCCAAACUAUUACCCUUGUCGAAUACUGAAAAGACACAAACGUCGAAACCUGUUAUAUCACCCGAUGCUAUAGAAUCCCCGUCUGCAUCGUCGCCAGCGCCUACUAAUUCGACAAUAAAAGCUCUUUUCGAGAAAAAAAAGAGUAGGCCAACGCCACCAUCGAAUCUUGAUAUUUCUACGAAUCAAAAUACGACCAGUCCAGACAAAAAGAAACCCUCUCCGGCUUCCAAUACCGAUCUUGACGAAGACACAAGUGAUAUCAAAACGCCACCGAUGUCUCCUCGUUCACCAGUCGCACCUUCGCCGCCAGUUCUCGAGUUGAAUGCACCACGAGCACCUCUAAAACCAAUCUCGACAUCGCAAUCUAACGAUCUUUCGAAGCGCAUCGAAUAUUAUCAACGAGGGACGGAAAAAGAAACUUUAGUACUCAAUGCUGGUGUAGCUGAAAAAAUCGAAAAUUUAACUGCACAGUUAGUCAACAAGAUAAGCACACCGGCGAUAACAAUGGAAACAGCGACAUUAAUGGACGAAUGCCGUGAGAUUGAUAUGAAAAUUGACUCGCAAGAGUACUUAGAAGAAUUCCGAGCAUUAAAAACUCUCAAUGAACACGAACCAGCAGAAUUCAGUUCUAUAGCUACUCAACCGAAAAAUCAAUCGUUGAAUCGUUUCCAGAAUAUCGUUCCUUACGAUUUUAAUCGUGUUAUUCUCUCUACACAGCCCGACUAUAUCAAUGCAAGCCAUAUAGUGAUUCCCAUCGGAGAGAAAUCAAUGAAAUACAUCAUUUGUCCCCCUCCAGUGCCAGAUAGUGUCAACGAUUUCUGGCAAAUGAUUGCUGAUCAACGUAUCCGAUGUAUGAUAGGCAUAUUCAACGAGCAAGAUUUAAAGAAAAUGAAAUGUCCGGUCUAUUGGCCAACAACAGUCAAAACAACAAUGACACUUUCACAAUUUUUAUCUGUGACAUUAACGAAACAACGUCAGUUGGACGGUGGUUUAGACGUGAAAGAGUUUCUCGUUCAUGCUACCGAUCAAUCUAGUCACAAGCAAGAUCAUUACGUCAUGUUUCUAACAUACAAUGGAUGGGCGUCAGAUGAAAAUGCUCCAAACGAUACGGAACCAUUUCUCAAUUUGAUUCAUUUAGCACAUUCAUAUCAAACCAAUGAAACGCCAUUAUUAAUUCAUUGCAAUACAGGUGUAGGACGAACUGGCUGCGCCUUAUUAGUGAGUUUACUUUUGAUAAAAAUGAUACGUGGCAGGACAUUAGAUAUUUAUACCAUGGCGAAAGAAUGCCGUCGGCAACGCUCAAACGUUAUACAAACACAGCAACAGUAUCGAUUUGUUUAUGAAUGUGCGCGUGACGCACUAAACAAGGCUAUCGAACAUUCAAUUAUGCAAAGUGCACAAUAA
Molecule: messenger RNA, 5268 nt
Organism: Adineta ricciae
Lineage: Eukaryota; Metazoa; Rotifera; Eurotatoria; Adinetida; Adinetidae
Source: the annotation of a GenBank genome assembly